This is a messenger RNA of Eucalyptus grandis, 2492 nucleotides long. RefSeq names its product protein EXECUTER 2, chloroplastic. Gene Ontology annotation, biological process: response to singlet oxygen; singlet oxygen-mediated programmed cell death. Lineage: Eukaryota; Viridiplantae; Streptophyta; Magnoliopsida; Myrtales; Myrtaceae. The transcript is spliced from 11 exons. Gene Ontology annotation, cellular component: thylakoid membrane. The coding region runs from base 98 to 2047 and encodes 649 amino acids. The record is from RefSeq and is a predicted model, not a curated record.
CUGUCCAUACACGACCAAGGGAACCCCCUCGCUACACGAACCUCCCCGAAGAUCGAUCGAAUCGCGCUCGCGCGGAGAACGAGGGAGAGGCACGGAGAUGGCGGUGACCAAUGCGUCGUGGGUCGCGGCCAGCCCCUUCUGCCUCCUCGACUCGCCGGCGGCCAAGAAACCCGCCGCCGCCGCCGCCGCCCCUCCUCCCGGCCUCCUCCUCCUCGGCUCCGGCGCCCGGGCCGCCCUCGGCAGGAACGCCGGCGUCUCCUCCUCCGCCCGGCCCCGCAGGAGCCCGGCUCCGCUCUGCCGCUGCGGCGGCGGCGGUGUCGAGGGUGCCUCCAGCAGCUCUUGCUCCGAUUGGGACUGGAACCGGUGGAGCCGCCAUUUCUCCGAGAUUGAGCAGGCCGAGAGCUUCGCCUCCGUUCUCAAGUUCCAACUGGAAGAAGCGAUCGAGAAGGAAGACUUCCAUGAGGCUGCAAAACUAAAGAUGGCUAUUGCUGAAGCUACAUCGAAGGAUGCUGUUGCUGACAUCAUGGCUCAGUUGAAGAAUGCAAUAGAGGAAGAGCGUUAUCAUGAGGCUUCAAGGUUAUGUAAACAUACGGGAAGCGGGCUGGUGGGCUGGUGGGUUGGUUGCUCAAAAGACUCUAAUGAUCCCUUUGGCCGACUUAUACGCAUAACUCCCAGUGUGGGCAGAUUUGUUGGAAGAAGUUACAGUUCGAGGCAGUUGGUCACUGCAUCUCCUGGAACUCCAAUAUUUGAAAUUUUUGUUGUCAAAGAUACUGACGAUACAUAUCAAAUGCAGGUAGUGUAUUUGCAUCGAACCAAAGGGAACUCGGUGGCCUCCACAAGCUCCUCAUCAAAAUCCUCAAAAAGCCAAUCUUCUAAAGUUGAUGAAACAUCAGUUGCAGAUGUACAAGAAAAUGAGUUGAAGACCGAGACGAAUGAUGACAAGGGCCUGAAUAUUGAAGGAGCGACUGAGGAAGGGAUAAAAAGUGUAAUAAACUUUUUGAAAGAUAGAAUUCCUGGACUGAAAGUGAAAGUUAUGAAUGUUGAUGUAGCUGAGGAAGUUAUUGAGGACAGCGAUUCCGUCAAGCAGUUAAUGCAGGACGAUGAUGAAGAAGCAGUUCCUUUGGAGAAUUCAGAAGAUGAAGAUGGUGAUGUGGAAAAUUUCCAGUCUGAUGAAAUCAGUUUAGGUGAAGAUAGCAGUGUCAAAGAGGAUGAAAAAGAUCUGGAUAUGAAGUUUUUUAUUGGUGGGGUAGUGCAUAAUGAGGACACACCUUCAAAGGAUGAGUUUACACGUCUUCCAGCAGAAUUAAAGGAUAUAGAAAGAGAUUCUUUCAUGCUACAUGUUCCUAGUAAAGGCCUUGGGCAUGAUGGUGGAAAUAACAAAGUAUCCAAAUUGAAAGUUGCAGCAAUAGCAGCUCAAGGUGUAUCUGAAUUGAUGCCCCCUGAUGUUGCAAAGGCAUUCUGGGCUGCAGACAAAGUUUCGCCGAAGGUUUCAAGAGAUGUUCGGGAAAUCGUCAAACUCGCAGUUACUCAGGCAGAGAAAAGGAAUAAACUAUCUGAAUUUACAAAUUUCAGUCGAAUCACCACUUCCAAAGGCGAUUUAGAUCCCUUUGAUGGCUUAUAUGUUGGUGCAUUUGGCCCUUAUGGUACUGAAGUGGUUCAACUGAGACGCAAGUUCGGACAAUGGAAUGGCUCCGAUAAUGGUUCAUCGGAGGUGGAAUUCUUUGAAUAUGUUGAAGCAGUGAAGUUGACUGGGGAUCUCAAUGUUCCUGCUGGCCAGGUUACAUUUCGUGCCAAAAUUGGGAAACGGGGACGAACUUCUAAUCGAGGGAUGUUCCCAGAUGAAUUAGGCGUGGUUGCAAGUUACAAAGGUCAAGGAAGGAUAGCAGAGUUCGGAUUUCGCAACCCAAAAUGGGUUGAUGGUGAGCUUCUUCAAUUAAAUGGCAAGGGCAUGGGUCCAUACUUGAAGGGAGCUGAUCUUGGAUUCCUUUAUGUGGUACCUGAGCGGAGUUUCCUUGUCUUAUUCAAUCGCCUGAAAUUACCUGAAUGAGGCCAUAGCUAUCGAGCAUUUCUCGUUACCCUUUUUGAUGUGGUAGAGAAAAGAGAUAUCUACUGAAAAUAUCUACUGAAAAGGCGGAGCAUAGAGGUCUUUGUCCAUAGUAUGUUUGAUCUGGGUGGAGGAUCAAUAGCCAUUAGGUACUUAUCUCAUCUUGAGAGGAAAGUUUUGAUAGUAUUUCUUGAUGCUUUCUUUGUAUUCAGCCUUUUCUUGUAGUGUUUACGUCUUAUAUGUAUAGUUUUUUCCCUGGCCAAAAUAAGGACUGAAUCUACUCUAAUCCAAUGAGUUGUUGAGUGCAUAUCAGUUUACUUUGUUACAAUUUAUUUCUCAAGCUAAAGGAGGAUGACCAGUGAUCAAAUUGGCAUGUAAUGAGAUAUGGCCUGUGAUAUACGUGGUAGUGAGACAUUCUACUUCGACUCCUUCCUGGGUUUUCCGUUCA